Molecule: messenger RNA, 525 nt
Organism: Mucor velutinosus
Lineage: Eukaryota; Fungi; Mucoromycota; Mucoromycetes; Mucorales; Mucoraceae
Product: Coatomer subunit epsilon
Exons: 2
Coding region: 1-525 (174 amino acids)
Biological process (GO): protein import into mitochondrial intermembrane space
Cellular component (GO): mitochondrial intermembrane space
Molecular function (GO): protein-disulfide reductase activity
Source: RefSeq, a predicted model, not a curated record
AUGUCUACUGUUACCGAAGGAAAGGACACCAUCAAGUUUGUCGAUGAAGAGCAAAUCAAUCAAGCUGCUGCUGAUGCCGCUGCCUCCACCCCAAAUGAAGCAAAGGAGGCAAAGGAAGAACAAGAAGAUGCUGCUUCCGCCUUCAACCCAGAGACUGGCGAGAUCAAUUGGGAUUGUCCAUGUUUGGGUGGUAUGGCACAAGGCCCAUGCGGUGAAGAGUUCAAGGCUGCUUUCAGCUGUUUUGUCUACUCUGAAGCAGAACCCAAGGGAUUGGAUUGUGUCGAAAAGUUCAAGGGCAUGCAAGAUUGUUUCCGUCUUCACCCUGAUGUGUAUGGCGAUGAGAUUGAUGAUGACGAUGAGGAGGAGGAGAAAGAGGAGCCUGUUGGUGUUGUGACAGAGGAGGUUGUUGUGGUAGCUACACCCAACGAGGACAGCAAAGAGGAGGAACCCACAACUGUCGCAUCCUCCGCAUAUGAGGAGGAACCAGCAAGCUCAUUCUCUUCUUGGGUUUCUUCCUGGUUUUAG